AUGGCAACCAUCUGCGAGUUCUCAGGCAACUCCGACAUGUACGGCCUCGGAAUCCGAAUUGGGUCCUAUCUUCAAUGGUUGUCUUUGCUAGUAGCCGCCUGUUACGUCCCGAGCGAGCUACCUGGUCUGCGCACAUCAAACGCCUUCUUUGCAUCAGCAACGUUCAUCGGUCUUGUCGUCGAGACUGCUCUGAAUGACCUCGAAAUCACUGAGAUAUACAUCACCAUGUUGUUGGUAUUUGGCUCCCAAUACGUCUGGCUGACCGCAAUGCUCUGGCGCGUGUUCACCCCUUCCGACACCGAUCCCGCACCGUCGACGGACAUGGAACCACCAAACUCAAGCAGAAUGCAAUGGUUUUCCGUAAGCGAAAUGCACUGGUUUUCCUACACGCUCGUCCAAAUUGCCCAAAUCGGCUUCCAAAUGUGGUUUUGGAUAUUCGAGAUUGCAAAAUUCGCCAGAAGAGAAACUACAUGCCAGCGAUUCGGGUUCGGAUUCUACAAAUUCGGGUUGACCAGCGACGGCUUUCGAAUCCUCAACAUCAUUCUCAAGGCUUCCUUACUGGUCCUCACAAUUGUCUUGUUUGCUUUGUAUCCCCGAUACCUUCGGCAGAAAGCUGAAAUUCGAAGGGAAAGAAACCGACAUCUUGCCCCAAGGCAGCGAAAGAAAGUUCUCUAUAUGGCGUUCCAAAUCGCUUCAAUCGCCGUCGUGAUUCUUGCCAUAGAAUUGACUAUAUUGUGGAAUGGGAUUCGUGACGUGGACUGUGCUAAAACCAUCGGGCAGUUUAUUCCACUGAUGAUCAGCGUUGCUGGUGUUGUGCAGCUUCUUCUUGCGGCAUACAGAGCAAACGGGAGUGUCAUAUUGGACCGGACAUUACAACAGGGAGCAGACAUCUAUGCAAAGCUUGCUACAAGUAUACUGGGCAGACCUAGACGGGAAGACGAUGACAGGCAGAGUACUGACGAACGAGCGAGUGAGAAAGGCCCACAGAUUACUAUCAGAUCCUUAUCUGACGAGGUGUAA
Molecule: messenger RNA, 1020 nt
Organism: Alternaria atra
Lineage: Eukaryota; Fungi; Ascomycota; Dothideomycetes; Pleosporales; Pleosporaceae
Exons: 2
Coding region: 1-1020 (339 amino acids)
Source: RefSeq, a predicted model, not a curated record